Nannospalax galili (Upper Galilee mountains blind mole rat) is the source of this 1319-nucleotide messenger RNA. RefSeq names its product HRas proto-oncogene, GTPase (gene Hras). Bases 481 to 1050 code for a protein of 189 amino acids. Lineage: Eukaryota; Metazoa; Chordata; Mammalia; Rodentia; Spalacidae. Gene Ontology annotation, biological process: cellular senescence; Ras protein signal transduction. The transcript has 6 exons. Gene Ontology annotation, cellular component: plasma membrane. The record is from RefSeq and is a predicted model, not a curated record. Gene Ontology annotation, molecular function: GDP binding; GTPase activity; GTP binding.
CGGAGACGGUGCGCCCCGCGGCCAUCUCCCUCUGGCCUGGGGCCGCAAGGACACCCGCGCGGGGCCUGGACUGGGCCUUGUGCUCCGCGGCUACCCCUCGCGCCCCCUGUGGGUCUUUCCCGCAGUCACCUGCUCCUCGGAUCCUCCGCCUCUUUUUUUUUUCCUGCUGGCCUCUGGUGGAAGGACCUCGGCAGAGGGCAGGGUUCCUCUCCUGCCGCCCUGCCCCCGCCGCCGGGACAGCGCCUUCAUGCAGUAGGCGCUCAGUAAAUACUUGUCGGAUGCACCAACAUGCCGGCGGGCCGGAGCCGGCUGUAGGCUGGUAUUGGCCUGCCUGGGCACGCCGAGGCCGCCGUGGCAGGACCUGUUUUGAGGGGGGUGGCCUCAGCCCUCAGGCGCCUCCACUUGCGGCUUUCUGCCUACCUAGCGACUUCUAAUUUGGGUGGGGCAGGAGCUCCUGGAGUGGGAGCCCCUGUAGAAGCAAUGACAGAAUACAAGCUUGUAGUGGUGGGCGCUGGAGGUGUGGGGAAGAGUGCCUUGACCAUCCAGCUGAUCCAGAACCACUUUGUGGAUGAGUAUGAUCCCACCAUAGAGGACUCUUACCGGAAACAGGUAGUUAUUGAUGGGGAGACAUGUCUACUGGACAUCUUGGACACAGCAGGCCAAGAGGAGUAUAGUGCCAUGCGGGACCAGUACAUGCGCACAGGGGAGGGCUUCCUCUGUGUGUUUGCCAUCAACAAUACCAAGUCCUUUGAAGACAUCCAUCAGUACAGGGAGCAGAUCAAGCGGGUGAAGGACUCGGACGAUGUGCCAAUGGUGCUGGUGGGGAACAAGUGUGACCUGGCUGCUCGUACUGUCGAGUCUCGGCAGGCCCAGGACCUUGCCCGCAGCUACGGCAUCCCCUACAUUGAAACAUCAGCCAAGACCCGGCAGGGUGUGGAGGAUGCCUUCUACACGCUAGUGCGUGAGAUUCGGCAGCAUAAAUUACGGAAGCUGAACCCACCAGAUGAGAGUGGCCCUGGCUGCAUGAGCUGCAAAUGUGUGCUAUCCUGACGCCAGGCUCAGGACGUGGAGGUGCCGGAUGCAGGGAGGAGGUACAGACGGAAGGAAGGAAAGAGGAGGGAAGGAAGGAAGCGAUGCUGGAGCCCAGCCAGCCCAGGGAUGGUGGACAGAGGUGAACAAGACCUUCGCAUGGACAAUUUGAACAGACUGUCAUGAACUAUCCCUAUUUCCACUGGCACCCCAGUCCUCAACUUCUCCCAGCUCCCUCUGGGGCCCCUGUUGGGCAGAUUGAAUCACAGUAAAUUAUUUGAUGGGGUUGA